GUCGUUUUGUUGACCCAAGAUGCCGGGGUGGGGAACACCAAGUGGACCCACCUUUUCGGGCCCGGCCCGCAAUAGGGCGCAUGUAAUAUGUACAUGUCAUCUGUGUAAGUACUUAAGCACCUACCUAGGUACUUAAGUACUUACUGAAGAAUUCUCAAAUGCCCAGGGCUGGUGCUGCGGGACUCGACAUUCCAAUUCGAAAUGCCACCCACGCGAGCCGGGGCCAGCAGUGCUCAAGACCCGGAGCCCUUGGGGUGGCUUCGGCGAUACGCCACGGGCUACCACAGAUGGCAAAGAGCUCAGCAUGACGGCGUCGCCGUGUUUUAUCGGCCCCUCGGCGUGGUCGAGAAGGGCUUCGACAACGACGGCACCUACCAUGAGGGAAGGGCCGACAUCAACCUGGCCAUGUCCUUCGAGAUCAAGACGACACAGUCAAGAGCACGCCUGAGGCAGCAUAUUCUUCUGGCCUGGACCAACCUGCGACUGAGACACCCUCUCCUCAGCGCCACCGCAACGGGGCCACGAGACUACAUGGACCAAGAAACGGCCCAGAGGAGCGACCGCUUCUUCACCAUACCGAGACCAACCGGGCCUGAGCACGCCAUCGACCUGGCCCGGGACCCUCUCGUCUUUCUGGACGACCACUACUCGUCCGUAGAUGCUGACCAGUUGUAUUUCCACGCGCAGAACGUGGGCCGCACCUUCGACGCGACAAGGUCACUUGUCAAGGUCAUGGUCCUGCCCCUGCAAAGAUGUGCGCCUUCUACUUAUUCCCUGCGCUUCCUCUUUGUCGAGGCCCACCAGAUCUCAGACGGCCUCACCAACGCCAACUGGACUGGCGACUUCAAGCAGCUCCUGAACAACAAGACCGAUGAGCUCCGGUCCGCCAUCCCCACCCUGAUAUCCACUCUACAUGAGCGCCUCCCUCCCUCCCAGGAGGAUCUUUAUCCGCCAAUCUCUGGUUCACGCGCUCGGCAGCGAUGGUUCUGGGCCGUCACCCUUGUGCUGCGUCACGUUCAGAAGCCGCUCCCGCCAGCUUUCCAAAACCCGCUCCGUUACCCAAACGCCCCCAUCAAGGCAUCUCCGCCAGAACUGAGACUCUUCGACAAAAUACUGGACUACGACAAGGUGCCUCCCUUGAAUUCCGGGACAGUUAUCGCCCACAUCGGGAGGACCGGGACCAGGAGGCUGCACCGUGUCUGUCGGGAGGUAGGAUGCAGCCUCGGCGCCGGUAGCUUUGUGUUGGCCGGCGUGGUAAUGAUGGAAAUUUACGAGAAGCGCUUCCCCGAAAUCCCCCUACACGAGCGCCAUGCUUUCAUCGGGUCCUUCCCAAUCAACCCGCGCCCAUUCUUCAACCACAGGGCAAAGCCUGACAGCCUGAUGCUCGCAUUCUCCGACGGAGUGGUGCUGCCGUUCCUCUCGUCUGACCUCGACCUGGACGGCCGGAUCAGGUUGUUGGUUCGAUCUGCCCAGAGGCAGCUUUCCAGAUAUCAGAAACGGCCCCGCAACGAGGUCGAACACAUGAGGCCCAGGGGAGCUGGCAGGGUUAUACCAAUGAAUUAUCUCGACGUGAUUGAACGCGCAAACAAUAAGCUGCCUGGCCACCUCCGCAAGGAGUUCCCAUAUCAAAAGACCCUCCCCAAGCAGAUCAACCCGACCAUGGCAACCUGUGGCGUCAGCUCGGUGGGCCGGUCAGACCCUUCGAUAAUACCCGGGCAGAUCGACUUGACCAGGCCCCUGGCUGGAGAGGACCACGAUGCGUUGAUAGCCGAGAUCCUGGGAACACGACAGAACGUCAGGCCCAGGGAUGGAGAGUUUCUGGUCGGGAUCUGGGGGGGUGAUGACUUUAUCGACGCGAGUGUAAGCUACGAUUCGUGUGCCAUUGACCCGGCGUGGGCUCAGGUGUGGAAGGAGAGGAUGGAGGCGAUAUUAGAUGGGCAGGACGGGCAAGCCAAAUUGUAAUUCGAAAUCAUGUAAACGGCAAAAGUAUCCAGCAUUGGUGUGAAUUGGGAUGGCUCUUUUCACUCCCUCAA
Molecule: messenger RNA, 2033 nt
Organism: Diaporthe batatas
Lineage: Eukaryota; Fungi; Ascomycota; Sordariomycetes; Diaporthales; Diaporthaceae
Exons: 1
Coding region: 202-1962 (586 amino acids)
Source: RefSeq, a predicted model, not a curated record